Molecule: messenger RNA, 2913 nt
Organism: Chaetomium globosum CBS 148.51
Lineage: Eukaryota; Fungi; Ascomycota; Sordariomycetes; Sordariales; Chaetomiaceae
Exons: 2
Coding region: 1-2913 (970 amino acids)
Source: RefSeq, a predicted model, not a curated record
AUGUCCUCUACAACAACAAAACCCCCAGCCAUACCCCCAAGACCGUCCAAGGCUCAAGAACAGACGUUGGCCCCAAUGAUCCCCCCCCGCCCCACGAACCGGCGCUUGCGCUCCGUCAGCCCGAACCCCGACCGCUUCGCACCGUCGCCGUUAAACGAGCCCAGCUUCCUAAGCAAGUCCCCCAAGCCGUCGAAUCUCGGUUUUCAGAGCGACCACGGCGAAGAACCCGUCCACCGCCCCAACUCGGUGGAGCUGCCGUCUGUCGGCGAGGAGGGCAAGGAAUACGCUGCUUUAGGCGAUGACCCGGCCUCAACCGAGGAUGCGAGCGCCGAUCCCGAGCAGACACGGACUGUGGCUAAAGACCUCAAACUCCAUGCUCCGAAGCCGUCUCUGCCUGCGGCGAGCGCAAAGCAGCGGGUUCUGGCCGUUACCCGCACCGACAGCGAGCGGGCCGCCUCGUUUGGCAUCGGACGGGCGAGCAGCGUCGAGGACUCUACCCCCGCCUUGCCUUCGAAUCGUAGUCUCAAGAAGAAAGCCAGUACCGCCAGUCAGCUGUCUGGGACCGAGAGAGAUAUCGACGAUGAGCAGGGAAUCCCCGAGAUUGGUCAGCAGGUGCCCAUGUACAGAAACGCCGGUGACGUCCAGGCCCCAUCGCCGGCGCCCUCCUCGUCCGAAGGUCCCAAGAACAGGCAUGUCCGCAAGACAUCUGCCCAUGGAAACCUGCCCCCUGGGAGCUACGGGUUGCAUGGCCACGGUGUGGCACCGCAGGACAAGCUUGAAAAGGCAUACUACGAAAAGCACCCAGACCUUUUGAAGAAGGAACAUAUGCCGCACCAUUACGACCGUCCCAAUGAUUAUUCCAUGAGCCGCGAAGACCUCGACAAGAUCGUCAAGGAGACCGCGAGCCGCGGUUCUGGUGUUGGUACCAACAAGAACUAUGCCGGUACGCCCAGCGAACAGGUCGGCUGGCAGGCGCUCGAAGAGUCAGCAUCUAGGAUAGCGUCACCGGAGCCUAAGUCGACAUCCAUCUACAUUGACGAGCCUCGGAGGCGGUCUGUUAUGGCUAGUGACUCGGAGUCGUUAACCGCUGACGAUGCGGAGCGCCCGUAUACUGCUCCCAUAUUAGCUAAUGACGACGUCGCAAAGAAUCCGUUGCCACCCGGUAUGCACGCCCCGGUGGAGUCUCCCGCCUCCGACUUGGAUGGGCCUUCUCCCCGUCCGACGAGUCGACCCGCUAGCUUGUACAAGGAGACCUCGUUUGAACUCCAGCACACGCCCCUAGAGGACGUGCAAGAGUACGAGCCCCUAUUUGAAGACGACGAGAAAAAUGAGGCGAAGAAGCCCGCAACAAAAGAGACGAACAAGACAACAACACAUCCUCAUCGUUUCCCUAGUGCCGAUAUUUGGGAAGAUGCGCCCAGUAGUGUUCUCCAAACAGCCGAGGUUUCUACCCCUGAGUUUUUGGACCAACAAGAGAAACCAACCCGAAAUACCGUACCGCCCCCCAGGGAGGGUGAGACCCCAGUUCAGGCUUUUGCUCGUUACCAGGAGGAGCUUGCCGAGAAGGAAUCUCUUGGGCAGCGCGCCGCGCACAAACCUUUGUGGCCACAGAACCAGAAGCACCUUACCCCCGAGAAACCAGCUGCCCGGCCACCCAUGCAGCAGCGCUUCCCUAGCCGCGACGUUUGGGAAGACGCGCCAGAAAGCCUACGCCUAGAGACCACGGUCUCGACGCCGCAACAAGAUGAGGCUCCAUCCCCUUCACCAGUUGACACCCACAAACCCACGGUCCCCGAGCGACCCGAACCCAAGCUCAAAUCUCCAGACGCACCUUCACCUGCCGAAAAGCCCGCCAUCCCGAACAGGCCCAAACCCAGACAGCUUUCAGCCGACGACAAGCCGGCGGUGCCGGGACGCCCGAAACCACAAAUCCCUGCCCGUCCCGUCAAAGCAAGCCCAACACCGGCCGGCCCCGGGCCCGCCGAACCUCCUGCUGCUCCACCCCGCUCCAAACCCACCGUGCCCGCCCGCCCGAUGGGCUCCAAGAUUUCCGCCCUGCAGGCCGGGUUCAUGAACGACCUGAACAAGCGUCUGAAGCUGGGUCCGCAGGCGCCACCUUCCAAGCAGCAGCAGGAAGCGUCCCCGGAGGAGGAGGGGCAGGCGGCGGCGGCUCCCAAGGAAAAGGUGCCUCUGAGCGAUGCGCGUAAGGGGCGCGCGAGGGGACCCCAGCGGAGGGCGCCUGCUGCCAAGGCGGUGGUGGCCUCUCCUGAUGUGAAGACGGAGGAGAAGGCGCAGGCUGCUGUGUCUGGGUUUGUAUUGGCCGUGACUUUCUUUGAGAUCGAUCCCGACGAGGGCGUGUUGAGUGCGGGUGUGGUGGUGGAUAAGGCUCAGCCGGUGUCGGAGUCCAAGCCUGAGCCCGAGGCUGUGGUUGUGGCGGACGAGGCUAAGGUAGAGAAACCUAAGACGGAGGAGCUUAAGACGGAAGAAGCCAAGACAGAGGAAAUUAAGACGGAAAAACCUCAAGUGGAAGAAACCCCUGACAACGAGGUGACCGACGUGGUCGCGGCUGCUGCCAUCCCGGCCAUUUCUCACGUUUCUGGAGGAAAGGAAGAGGAGCAGGUCACGGUCGAGUCAGAAAAGGAGGAGGUUUCAGAGCCAAAAACCACACCUGACUCCGAAGCCGAGGAAAAGCCUGAGCCCGAGACGGCGAAGUCUGACCCGGAACUCGACGCAGAGCCCGAGGUCAAGACCGAGGCCGCCGUCAGUCCCGAACCAGUGCCCGAGCCGGAGCCGGAGAAGCAAGAGAUCAAGUCUCUUGCGACUAACCUGGCGGGCGAGGCGCUGAUCAAGGAGGAGGUCAAGAAGGAUGAGGAGCACGGAGAAGUGGAGCCGGUGAAGGUGGUGGAGAACUAA